CCAUCUUUUCUGCAGAGCUUCUCUCCAUCACCUCCAAAUCCCCAGGUUAUUGCACUUUGGCCAAGCUCCAGCCAUGGGGGACAAGCCGCUCAAGCACAGCAAGAAAUCCAAGCGGUGCUUGCUGUGCGAGGUUCCAUUCUCCAGCACUGCGGAGGGGGACCUGUGUCCCAAUUGCUCUCUGGCCCCACUCAGCCCACUAAGUGCCACGGAACCGGGCUUGGAGUCCAGGUGGCGCGAGCCAAGGGCCCCAUCUCCUGCGGCAAGCCAUGGUUCUGGGGAUGAGCAGAAGGAUCCGGAAGCAGAGGAGGAAAAGGACGAAGUGGUGGGUCUGCACCCAACUGAAUGGGUCUUUCCAGCCGAGCUGCCAGACGCAAUCCAAGGGAUGGAGCCCCAGGCCCCAGCCAGGCUCAAUUCCAGAAAACGGAGGAAAGAAGGAGUGGGACCAAAUGGGGCUACUGAGACAGAUGGCAUCCCCUUGAAAAUGCCAAGGAGCUGCUUAGGGCUCAGGGAGCCAGCUCCAUUUUCAGAUGAGCUUGAGGUGGACUACAACAAGCCAUACAUCCGGGUGACGUUUGAGGAAGCAAUGGAAGGAACACCACUGGACAGACCUGUCAGAGUUUAUGCAGAUGGAAUUUUUGACCUUUUCCACUCUGGACACGCCCGAGCCUUGAUGCAGGCAAAAAACCUCUUCCCAAACACAUACCUCAUUGUGGGAGUCUGCAGCGAUGAAUUGACGCACAAUUUCAAGGGCUUCACAGUGAUGAAUGAAGCUGAACGCUAUGAUGCCGUACAGCACUGCCGCUACGUGGAUGAGGUAGUGAGGAAUGCACCAUGGACACUGUCGCCGGAGUUCUUGGCUGAGCACAGGAUCGACUUUGUUGCCCAUGACGACAUCCCAUAUUCCUCAGCUGGCAGUGAUGACGUGUAUAAACACAUAAAAGAAGCAGGCAUGUUUGCACCGACCCAGAGAACAGAAGGGAUUUCCACAUCUGACAUCAUCACCCGCAUUGUCCGAGACUACGACGUCUACGCUCGGCGGAACCUGCAGAGAGGCUACACGGCAAAAGAGCUUAACGUCAGCUUCAUCAAUGAAAAGAAGUACCAUUUGCAAGAGCGCGUGGACAAAGUGAAGAAGAGGGUGAGGGACGUGGAAGAGAAGUCCAAGGAGUUUGUCCAGAAAGUGGAGGAGAAAAGCAUUGACCUCAUUCAGAAAUGGGAAGAGAAAUCCCGUGAGUUCAUCGGCAACUUCCUGGAGAUGUUCGGCCCAGAAGGAGCUCUGAAGCACAUGCUGAAAGAGGGCAAGGGACGGAUGCUCCAGGCCAUCAGCCCCAAGCACAGCCCUACGCACGACCGCUCGCCUUCCCCUUCCUUCCGAUGGCCCUUCACAGCCAAGACGCCCCCCUCCUCCCCAGCCAGCCUUUCGAGGAACAAGUCGGCGAUCACCUACGACAUCAGCAAGGACGAGGAGGACUAGAGACUUGUGCUUGGAACCAAGGGGAGGUUUUCUUUUUCCCAAAGGCUUGGUCAACUAGCCCCACCUCACAAAAGGAGCCACCACCGAGCUCCAGGAAACCAGCGCCAAGAGAGAGGUUGGCUCUGUCUCUGCUGCCCGCCCAGGAGGC
Messenger RNA from Sceloporus undulatus (fence lizard), 1622 nucleotides. RefSeq names its product phosphate cytidylyltransferase 1A, choline (gene PCYT1A). Gene Ontology annotation, molecular function: phosphatidylcholine binding; choline-phosphate cytidylyltransferase activity. Gene Ontology annotation, biological process: CDP-choline pathway. Lineage: Eukaryota; Metazoa; Chordata; Lepidosauria; Squamata; Phrynosomatidae. Gene Ontology annotation, cellular component: endoplasmic reticulum. The record is from RefSeq and is a predicted model, not a curated record.